AUGGAUACUAUCAAAAACUUAAAUCUAAAUGAAGAAAUCCUUAAUUUAGAAGCCGUAACGACUGAACAUAUUAAAACUAUUACCAAAACCCUUGAGAAAAAAUACUUAACAUUUCGGAAACAUAAACUUGAAAAUUCAUCCAAACUGACUUUGUACUCAACAUUCAAAACUGACCACAACCUCGAAAACUACCUAGUAUUUAUAAAAGAUCCAUACAAAAGAAAAUGUCUUUCAAGACUUAGAGUCAGCAACCAUAACCUCCAAAUUGAGAUCGGGCGCUAUCAAAAUAUACUCCGUGAAGAACGCUUAUGUAAAAUCUGCAAUUCAGGAGAGGUGGAAAAUGAAAUCCAUCUCCUUCUCUCUUGCAAAGCCUAUGAGCAAUCUCGUGCAAACCUUCGAAGUUCAUUAGAGAAUGCUUCAUCUGACGAGAUUAAUCUAAACUCUCAAACUCUAUCAGCGGACCUAAUGAAAUCAACUGAUAGUGAAAUCAUAAUCAAACUUUCAAAAUUUGUUUAUUCAUGUUUCAAGCAAAGACUUAAAUACCCUGAAACCAGGAAUGCGGAUUAG
Paramuricea clavata is the source of this 567-nucleotide messenger RNA. The record is from the annotation of a GenBank genome assembly. NCBI's taxonomy places the organism in Eukaryota, Metazoa, Cnidaria, Anthozoa, Malacalcyonacea, Plexauridae.